This is a messenger RNA of Aspergillus sclerotioniger CBS 115572, 1998 nucleotides long. RefSeq names its product glycoside hydrolase family 7 protein. Bases 408 to 1766 code for a protein of 452 amino acids. The record is from RefSeq and is a predicted model, not a curated record. The transcript is spliced from 4 exons. Gene Ontology annotation, biological process: carbohydrate metabolic process. NCBI's taxonomy places the organism in Eukaryota, Fungi, Ascomycota, Eurotiomycetes, Eurotiales, Aspergillaceae. Gene Ontology annotation, molecular function: hydrolase activity, hydrolyzing O-glycosyl compounds.
CUCCGUGGAUUCCAUGGCACUUUAUGGACCAAUUACACACAGCUAUAGACGAGCAGCCUGAUAUCUUCGAUCCUGGUGGAAGAGAUCGGGGUCCACUUCCAGGCACAUCUCAACACGCAUAGUCCUCUUUCUGCGACAUUGGUACUCCAACAUCGCGCAUCCUUCAUUUCACGGAGCUGAAGCGCUUAGCCAAUUCGAAACAGGCAAUCGAUGGAUGGCGGUCCGCUGCACCGGCAGAAUGAGAGGAAUCCUAUUCUCCCGGAUUCACGAUGGUAUGAGUCCAAAUGCUAGCCCGAAAACAUAUAAGUAGACCAAACUUCCCACUGGACAGCUUGGACAACACAUCUGCCGGACAGACAACAACCUCACUAAGAAAGCACCAUACUGAAAUCUCAAAGACCAUCACAAUGCAUCAAAGUGCCCUUCUCUUCUCAGCCCUGCUGACGGCUGUUCGCGCCCAGCAGGCGGGAACUCUUACGGAAGAAACCCACCCUCCCUUGACCUGGCAGAAAUGCGAUUCUGAUGGCACCUGCACCGAGCAGAGUGCUUCUGUUGUCAUUGACUCGAACUGGCGCUGGACCCAUUCGGUCGAUGGCAGCACCAACUGCUACACUGGUAACACCUGGGAUGCAACUCUCUGCCCCGAUGAUGUUACCUGUGCUACCAACUGCGCUCUGGACGGAGCGGACUAUGAGUCCACCUAUGGUGUUACCACCAACGGUGAUUCCUUGACGCUUCAGUUCGUCACCGGAUCCAAUGUCGGUUCGCGUCUGUAUCUUAUGGACACUGAGGACAAGGGCUACCAGACAUUCAACUUGUUGGAUGCCGAGUUCACCUUUGAUGUCGAUGUUUCCAACCUCCCUUGUGGCUUGAACGGCGCGUUGUACUUCACUGGCAUGGAUGCCGACGGUGGCACCGGAAGGUAUCCUGCGAACAAGGCCGGAGCUAAGUACGGAACGGGAUACUGUGACUCCCAAUGCCCCCGAGACCUCAAGUUCAUUGACGGACAAGCUAACGUCGAUGGCUGGGAGCCUUCGAGCAACAAUGCGAACACCGGUGUCGGCAACCACGGUUCUUGCUGCCCUGAGAUGGAUAUCUGGGAAGCAAACAAGAUCUCGACUGCGGUGACCCCCCACCCCUGUGACAGCGUCAACCAGACCAUGUGUGAGGGAGACAACUGCGGUGGAACUUACUCUUCGGAUCGCUAUGGAGGAACCUGUGACCCUGAUGGCUGUGACUUCAACCCAUACCGCAUGGGCAACACGACGUUCUAUGGCCCCGGUAAGACCAUCGACACCUCAUCCAAGAUGACGGUCGUGACCCAAUUCAUCACUGGAAGCUCCAACUCCCUCACCGAGAUUAAGCGUUACUACGUGCAGGAUGGCACGGUCGUGGCCAACGCCGCGUCUGACAUCACUGGAGUCAGUGGAAACUCGAUCACCUCGGACUUCUGCACCGCCCAGAAGAAGGCCUUCGGGGACACGGACGAAUUUGCUGCGCACGGUGGCCUUUCCGGAAUGGGAGACGCACUGUCGUCCAUGGUUCUUAUCUUGAGUUUGUGGGAUGAUUACUAUGCCAGCAUGGAGUGGCUGGACAGCAACUAUCCUGAGAACGAGACCUCGACCACCGCGGGAGUUGCACGCGGAACAUGCGACUCGAGCUCUGGCGUACCAAAAACCGUCGAGGCGGACUACCCCAGUUCUUCGGUGACCUUCUCCAACAUUAAGUUCGGCCCCAUUAACUCGACCUUCAGCGCGAGCGCUUAGAUGUAGGUCCAAUGUUGGUAGCUUGACAUAUCGGGCAGGUUCCUGAAGGGGAUGGAUGUACAUAGUCCGAAAAGUGGCACUGAUCUCGUGAAUCGGGCUGUCAUUUCAUUCGUUGCAGUUUGAUGGAUGCAAGAUCCGUCUUUGUUUCUCGUGCUUCUGGUUUAAGUUGUCUGCUAUUCAAUUUACCUUCGUUUCUCACGUGUGUUGCGUUUGAGUCCACCUAUUUAAGACG